Molecule: messenger RNA, 3188 nt
Organism: Priapulus caudatus
Lineage: Eukaryota; Metazoa; Priapulida; Priapulimorpha; Priapulimorphida; Priapulidae
Product: probable serine incorporator
Exons: 11
Coding region: 142-1524 (460 amino acids)
Cellular component (GO): membrane
Source: RefSeq, a predicted model, not a curated record
AAAUAACAAAACAAAACGAGUAGGAUCUACGCCAUAUUCGUUUCUGUUUGUGAGAGAUUUGUUCGCACAUUUUUACGGAGUACUCGUUUUUGUCGCGUUUAUACGACGAGAUUUUUAACACAGUGGACGUAUACAGCAACGAUGUGUUUAGGAUUAGGUUGCUUGCUGGGAACAUGUUGUGGAAGUGCAGCAGCCAGUCUUUGCUGUGGCUGCUGCCCAAACUGCAAGAAUUCCACCUCGUCUCGAAUUAUGUAUGCAGUGAUACUCCUCAUAGGCUCUUUUGUAGCAUGCCUCAUGUUGAUACCUGGCCUACAAGAUCAACUCGCCAAGAUUCCAGCUCUAUGUGAGGGCUCAGAGGAGGGCAUCAACGAUGCACUGGGCACAUUGGGACAUGAGGGACUGGUGGACUGCAGCAAGCUUGCUGGAUACAGGGCCGUGUAUCGGAUCUGCUUCUCACUGACAUGCUUCUUCUUCUUAUUCGCCGUCAUAAUGAUUAAUGUGAAGCAUUCGAAGGACCCUCGCAGUUCAAUUCAAAAUGGGUUUUGGUUUUUCAAAAUUCUCAUGAUUAUUGGUAUCUGCGUUGGAGCAUUCUUUAUCCCGUAUGGGCCAUUUUCCGAUGUGUGGAUGUGGUUUGGUAUGAUAGGAGGAUUUCUGUUCAUACUCAUUCAACUGGUCAUGAUCGUUGAUUUCGCUCAUGGCUGGGCUGAAAAAUGGGUCGGUAACAUGGAGGACGGUGGUGGCAAGGGGUGGUAUGUGGCUUUGCUGAUAGUCACAUUCUUCUGCUAUGCUGGAGUGAUUGCAUUCGUCGUUCUGCUGUACAUCUACUAUGGAGGGUCUGGCUGUGGCUUGAACAAGUUCUUCAUUAGUUUGAACCUGAUCCUGUGUGUGGGUAUAUCAGUGAUGGCCAUCUUGCCCAAGGUGCAGGAGGCCCAGCCUCGCUCCGGUCUGCUGCAGGCAUCCAUCAUCAGCCUCUACAUCAUCUAUCUCACCUGGUCAGCGAUGACUAACCAGCCAGAUGCUAAAUGCAACCCUUCACUGACUGAGAUCUUUACACCUGGACAAGCGACAAGCGAUGAGUACUUCGGCUUUGAUGCACAGAGUAUUGUUGGCUUGCUCGUGUGGUUUGGUUGUGUACUUUACUCAAGCAUUCGGUCCUCGGCUACUGGACAGAUGACUAAGCUGACUGGUUCGACUGAGAAGGUGCUGCUGGAAGAUGAAUCCGAUCUGUAUGGUUCGGUAGGCGAGAGUCCAAGCCAAGAGGAUCCUGAGGGGGCAAAGGUCUGGGACAACGAGAAGGAGAGCGUUGCCUACAGUUACAGCUUCUUGCAUGUCAUGUUCUGUCUGGCUUCUCUGUAUAUCAUGAUGACGCUAACCAACUGGUACAAACCUGGUGAUGCGUCUUUGGACAGCCUGUACUCCAACGCAGCAUCCAUGUGGAUCAAGAUAGUCAGCUCAUGGCUGUGUGCUGCUCUCUACGUGUGGACACUGGUAGCGCCCAUCAUGCUUACCAACAGGGAGUUUUAGAGUACCUGCUGCUGGCUAAAGCAGGAGUUGACAUGGCCAGAGACCUUCACUAGGCAAGUUUAUUUACAGUUUAAGUACGUCGAUUGGGAAGCAUACACAGGUCGAUGGUUUACGAUUUGCCUCAACCAACAUGGACCAACAUGUGUUAGAAUCCUUGGAAAAUGUAACCAAAUGUUGUCUUGCCUAAAUUUCAAUCACCGGUAAUAUUUCCGAGUCAAGUCAACCUAUAAUGUAAAAGAUGAUAUGUGUGCUAGAGGAACAUUGUACUUAUUCACUUGUCUGCUUAUAUUGGGUCGCCGUGCUUUGUAUCAAGCAUGUUUGGCAGCAUCCCAUGUAGCAAUUUAUAUAUUAAAAACACGUAUAUCAAUAUUUAUGAAAGGGUUGUGAUUGAGAUUUGACAAAGUUUUACCUAGCCAGACUUCACACAUGGAACAGUGGAAGCUUUGUAUGUAGUUUUGUAUCAUUAUAAAUUUCAUUCACAGUUUAUACGUAUGAGCUUAUGCAAAAGAUAUUAAAACUGAAGCCUUCAGACUUAAUUCCUAUCAAGUUACGGUUCAUUUAUGCUGCAUGCCAAUUUUGAGUUUUUGUGAUGUAACAUGCAAGUUUAAAUGUUGUUUUCGCACAUUUGAACACCAGGAGCCAAUAAAAAAACUCGAGUUGUAUUUAUCCAUAACCACGAUUAAACUGUGAAAAUUCAUAUUUGUCUUAACUACAUGCAUAAUUUAUUUCUGACCAAUUGUUAAAUGUGGAACAUUGCAACCCCAAUUUUGAAAAAGUGUUGAAAUUAGGAAAUUACCCUUGUACUAAUAAUAAACCACGAAAUUGGUAUGUAGCCUAAUUAAACGCCCAUUGUUACUGAAGCUGUUUAAAGCCACGUCAGUGUUCUUAGUUUCUACUAAAAUUUUGAGUAUUCAGGAGUAAUGCAAUCCGUUUUUCAAGGUUAUUUAUUAAAUAUUACAUGUGUUCAAGACAGUUGCAGACUCUAAUGUACAAAAUAUAACAUGUAAUAAUCUUGUAGUUUGUUUCAUAUUGCACUCCCAAACCCACCUUUUAUUCAAUUAGUUGAAAAAUUGCAGAGUUAAACAUUUUCUAAAAAGCUGUGGCACACGCUCAGUAAUGUAAUUUACUGUACUCAGUAAUGGUUUUCAACAAAUAUGUAUAUAGAAAUGGAUAGGUGUGCGAAUACAAAAUUGUGAGUACAACAGUUAGUAAGAUAGUGGUGUAAUCAGGAGCUUAUAAAUGGAAUUCCAUUUAUAAGCUCCUGGUGUAAUAUAUAUACAGCUCAUUGUAAUCGAUGUGUAUUUAAUUUCUGCUGAUAUAUAUAGAACGAACCUGUAGCUAUUGUAAAAUGUUGUUAGCAAGACACGUGUCACACCAUUCAUCAAAAUGCUCUACUGGUGAUGAUAGUGAAAUCCUGGUGAUGUAUAAUUCACAUUUGAAGCAGAAACGUGCUAUUAGGAAAAAUGUGACCCAUACAAAAAAGGAAUACACGAGUUUAUACUUCCAAAAUACAUUUUAAGAAAAAACACGUUUGAGUUAGUCACAUACGUCAAAGAAGUGAAAUUUGUGAACAAGUGAAAUUUGAGGCAUUAUUCUUGGUGAAUUCUUGAUGACUUAUCAUCUGGUAUAAACAUAAUAAACUAUUGUGCAGUAAAACGUUUAAA